GGGAAGCACAGACCAAAAAACCUCACUUUUUUUUUUCAGUAAACCAAAAAAAAUGCUCUCUCUUUUAUCUUCAAUCACUUUCUUCUCUCUCGCUUCCGCAGAAUAGUAGAAACCCUAAAGAAAGAGACGAAUAUGCAAGGAUCUGUGUCUGAAUCGGAACCGGAAGGGGAACAAUUGCAGAAGAAGCUCGAACUCCUCUUCAAUGGCGGUCUCUAGCAUGAUUUCCGCCAUUUCCGCUCUCUUCGUCUUCUUUUUUCUCCAUCUUUUGAUUUCCGUAAAUUCAUCACUGUGGUUUGAAGAGAUUAAACAGCAAGAACAGGACAAAGAGCCCUUUGUUGGGUUCAACAUUGGUUCGGAUGUCUCCAAUCCCUUAGCCCCGACGGAUUUGGUUCGAUUCCUGCAAGCCCAGAAGGUAAAUCAUGUGCGUUUAUAUGAUGCUGAUCCUGAUUUGCUCAGAGCAUUGGCCAAAACCAAGAUCAGGGUCAUAAUAAGUGUGCCCAACAAUCAGCUUAUAGCAAUUGGAUCCUCGAACAGCACGGCUGCAUCUUGGAUUGGUCGCAAUGUGGUCGCUUACUAUCCCGAAACCCUAAUCACAGCCAUUGCUGUCGGGGACGAGGUUUUGACGACGGUGCCUUCUUCAGCUCCUUUGCUGUUACCUGCAAUGGAGUCUCUGUACAAUGCUCUGGUUGCUGCAAAUCUCCAUACCCAGAUCAAGAUUUCCACACCGCAUGCUGCUUCUGUCAUGCUUGAUACGUUCCCGCCGUCUCAAGCAUUCUUUAACCAAACCUGGAACUCGGUUAUGGUUCCAUUGCUCGAGUUCUUGUCAAGAACUGGUUCUCCUCUGAUGAUGAAUCUCUAUCCUUACUACGUGUUUAUGCAGAACAAAGGCGUGGUUCCACUGGACAAUUGUUUGUUCAAACCAUUGACACCAUCUAAGGAAAUGGUCGAUCCAAACACUUUACUGCAUUACACGAAUGUGCUGGAUGCCAUGAUCGAUGCUGCUUAUGUCUCGAUGAAAAACCUCAACGUGACUGAUGUGGCCGUUCUCGUGACUGAAAGCGGGUGGCCAUCGAAGGGUGAUUCCAAAGAGCCGUAUGCCACUAUAGACAAUGCUGAUACAUAUAACUCCAAUCUUAUCAAGCAUGUAUUCGAUAGAACUGGCACUCCUCUCCACCCGGAAAUGACAUCGAGUGUUUACAUAUAUGAGUUGUUCAACGAGGAUCUAAGGGCACCCCCAGUGAGCGAAGCUAACUGGGGUUUGUUCUACGGGAACUCCACGCCGGUGUAUUUGCUUCAUGUGUCGGGUAGUGGAACUUUCCUAGCGAAUGAUACAACGAACCAGACUUAUUGCAUAGCAAUGGACGGUGUGGACUCUAAGACACUUCAGGCUGCACUUGAUUGGGCGUGUGGUCCGGGAAGGGCUAAUUGCAGUGAGAUUCAACCUGGGGAGAGUUGUUAUCAGCCGAAUAAUGUAAAGAACCAUGCCUCGUAUGCUUUCGAUAGUUAUUACCAGAAGGAAAGGAAAGCUCCUGGUUCUUGUGACUUCAAGGGUGUGGCCAUGAUCACUACUACAGAUCCAAGUCAUGGAAGCUGUAUUUUCCUGGGAAGCAAGAAGGUCGGGAAUAAGACGAAGACGGUGGUGAACUCGACCCAAGUGCCCACCGGAGGAGGAGGAUCUCCGGCGAAUCUCUCCGGUGGAUGUCUGAGUCUUAUGUUUCUCGUAACUUCGUCUCUGUUUUUGUUACCCUUUUGGUGAGUGAGUGAUGUUCGGUAAUAAAAUCUAGGAAUCUAAUUUUUUUUUUCCUUUUAUAAUUUUUUUUUGGAUUUUGAUUUUGUUGUGAUUGGUUGCCCGAAAUUCUAGUGCCACGUGUAACAUUGUAAUGGUGUCCACUUGUAUGGAUUUAUGUAAAACCAGUCUGAUUUUGAUUGUUAUGAUGUAUUGGCUUUCAAGAGUA
Messenger RNA from Tarenaya hassleriana, 1955 nucleotides. RefSeq names its product glucan endo-1,3-beta-glucosidase 1. The transcript is spliced from 4 exons. Gene Ontology annotation, biological process: carbohydrate metabolic process. The record is from RefSeq and is a predicted model, not a curated record. Gene Ontology annotation, cellular component: plasma membrane. Gene Ontology annotation, molecular function: hydrolase activity, hydrolyzing O-glycosyl compounds. Lineage: Eukaryota; Viridiplantae; Streptophyta; Magnoliopsida; Brassicales; Cleomaceae. Bases 203 to 1756 code for a protein of 517 amino acids.